AACACCUAUGUGCUGCUCAACAGAAUGACUCUGCCUAUGAUAGCCCAGAUCCUGAAGCUGAAGGCAGCCCCUGUACCUCUCAGAUGGAGCAGCCCAAAGGGAGAAGCACUAGUGUGAACAGAAGAUAUCCACCAUGCGUCUCUGCCCCUUCACGGACUAAUUUCAGAAAUGACAUCAGCACAAUGGAUAGAAGGUACUCGGAGCCAGACCUAUCCUUCCAGGACCGCCUUGAAGGCAGGAUAAGGAAACAGAAGCUAAACAAAAGUGAGGACAAUUUUCCAGUUCAGCAGAAACAGCUAGGAUUGGAGUCACUGGAGAAACGGCUUGCAAUCUUACCUUCACAAUUAUCAACUGACUCUCUACCUAAAACAUCUUCCAGUUGCUCCCUGGAGAGCUCUGAUGGUUCAGUCUUCACCAGCUCCCCAGUAGUUUCGCCCUCUAGUCCCAAGAAAACCUUUUUAAAUAGGCCCCAAUCCUUUUCCACCAAAGCUACCGAAGACUGCAAUACACCCAACAGAGAGAUCAAAAAGCAUUCUGUGUCAUUCUCUUUUGCAAACCGCAGGAAAACACUAUUGAAAACCCAGAGCUGGGGGCCUGGAAAAAACAUGUUUUUUCAGAGAGACACUUUCACAAAGAAGGAAGAUCAGUUCUCCUGCAGAGUUGUACAGGAGAACAGCCUUGACAAUGACAAACCAUUGCCUGCGGCAUAUCAGCCAAGGCCCCGUUUCAGGUCAGCUGAUGAAGUGUUCAGAGAGGUAGACCAGAGGAAUCCUGGAAGACCACCCUCUUAUGAAGAGGCCACCAAAAUUCCCUCCCACAACCUCACAGUUCAAACGAUGAGAUUAAAGAUGUCAAACCAAGACACUUUGCUGCCCCAUCCAUGCAGCAGCCAUGCACAGGUCACAGCAUACACAGCUCUAAGGGAUCUACCCAGUGGCAGAGCUUCUGCAGCAAAGGAUUCCAACGUGGAAACUGAAACCCUGAGCAUCACUGUGGGAGUAAACUCCCGUGUGAGUUUACCUGUGACCCCAGGAGUUUACCGAUUAAGAGCCAUGUCUGAAUCCUGUCAAAAGAAGAAACUUGAGUAUGUGGCUCGGAGAUGCAGCCAGCCAGUCUUUGAGGUAGAUCAGAUCCCGUAUGCUAAGGAAUCCUAUGUUUAA
Molecule: messenger RNA, 1160 nt
Organism: Merops nubicus (carmine bee-eater)
Lineage: Eukaryota; Metazoa; Chordata; Aves; Coraciiformes; Meropidae
Product: T-cell activation Rho GTPase-activating protein-like
Exons: 1
Molecular function (GO): GTPase activator activity
Source: RefSeq, a predicted model, not a curated record